Loa loa (African eye worm) is the source of this 187-nucleotide messenger RNA. RefSeq lists its product as hypothetical. The record is from RefSeq and is a predicted model, not a curated record. The annotation marks the transcript as partial. The transcript has a single exon. NCBI's taxonomy places the organism in Eukaryota, Metazoa, Nematoda, Chromadorea, Rhabditida, Onchocercidae.
AUAUACCAAUUCAAAAAAUAUUUUGCGAAAAUGAUGAAGCAAAUCUGGAAUGUCCAAUUGGAAGAUAUAUCGAUAUACGAUUAGCAAAUUAUGGACGUUUCACUUUAAGCCUUUGUAAUCCAAGUCAUCGUACUGAUUUAAGUACCACAUGUCAAAAUGAUCGAACAUUAGCUAUAAUGAAAUUAAG